Messenger RNA from Adelges cooleyi (spruce gall adelgid), 2438 nucleotides. RefSeq names its product serine/threonine-protein kinase Nek7-like. The record is from RefSeq and is a predicted model, not a curated record. Lineage: Eukaryota; Metazoa; Arthropoda; Insecta; Hemiptera; Adelgidae. Bases 207 to 1682 code for a protein of 491 amino acids. The transcript is spliced from 5 exons. Gene Ontology annotation, biological process: protein phosphorylation. Gene Ontology annotation, molecular function: protein kinase activity; ATP binding.
AUUAACACCAAACAUUACAAUAUAAACACUAGGUAUAGAUUAUAACAUUAUAUUUGAUAACACGAUUCGUUUGACCGUUGCCACUUGUCGGUGAACGACAUAGCACACUGUAGCGUGACAGCGGCGGUGAAGUUACCUUGUUCGGGCGACUGUGUAAUAAUAUUACUGUCGUUGGUGAGUACGACCACUGUAAACGGUACCUAGCCAUGGACAGCCGUGAUCAGCGGGAAAGCGGUAAGUCAGCAUCGAAAAUCGACGGCAAGCAACCAGUGACGGUACGGGUCGAUCGCGUGCUCGGUCGCGGCACGUUCAGUACAGUUUACCGGGCGCAGGUGGCACGGCGCGCGGAUAACGGCCAAAGUCAUUCGGAGUACGUGGCGCUCAAGGUGUUAAGGCUGAGACGAAGCGACCGCAACGAUGAGAAAGCCAAAUGUAACCAAGAGACGGCAAAAUUCGGAGGCCGAGUCGACGCCGAGCACCGAGACUGCGUCAACGAGAUCGUCAACCUCAAGAAACUUGACCAUCCAAACAUAGUAAGACUACUGUGGUGGGACUACGUGCCAGCCGAAGACGACGGGGCGGCCCUGUUGAAGAUCGCCACCGAGUUGGCCACGGGCGGUGAUCUCAGACGCAUGGUGAGGGAACACUACGCGGCCGGUGCUCUUAUCGCCGAGGCCACCGUGUGGUCGUGCACUGUCCAGUUAUGCGCCGCUUUGAAACACAUGCACGACGCAGGCAUAAUGCACCGAGACAUCAAGCCGGCCAAUAUAUUCGUGUACAACGUAUACGAUUGUUGUGAUGAUGAUGACGAUGGAGAUAUCGAUUGUCACGGCGAGCAAGACAAUAGGUCGUUGCACCUCCGUUGGGCCCGGGCGACACUUAAGCUGGGCGAUUUUGGUUUCAGCAAAGGAUUCCGGUCGUGCAACGGUGCCGUCGACGGCCCAAACGGAUUCGGCCUGCGUUCCGUCUUGGGCUCUCCGCUUUACAUGAGCCCCGAACGGCUGCUGCUGGUGGACGGAUGCAGUGGCGAAAUCGACCACGAACACCUUGGCACUUACUACGCCGACAGUGACAUAUGGUCGGCCGCGUGUUGCGUGUACGAGCUGGCCGCUCUACAGGCGCCGUUCCAUUUAAAAGGCUCGCUCGAUAUGAACCUCAUGAUGAACCGAGUGACCAACGGGUUUUAUCCGCCCAUCCCAUGUGACAUGUACUCGCCACAGAUGGCAGAGUUUAUCGACGCUUGUAUGGCCGUCAAUCGACGGCUCCGGCCCACCGGUUCUUCAGCGCUACGCCGGGCCCGUGCUGGCCUGGUCGAAUCGCUACGUCGCCGGCAGCGGCCCGCACGGUCCCGAUCUCCGCGUGUUAAAGGAUCGUCGCCGCGAACAGGACAGCUGGCCGUACCAUCGCGAUCAACUACUCUGUCGUCGCCACAAAAGGGAGGAUUAUUAGCUGUACCGUCGCGAACAACCACUCGGACGUCCGUGAGAACAGUUUUGCAAGAUGUCCCACCGCGAACAAUUUCAAUACAGGUCCCCUCAAUUCAACAGAUCAACAAAAGUGGCCCCUGUCAAAGGCCUGCUGUUGAGCGCUUAACAGUUCCACAAUGGUCACGCCGUCAAGCAACCACCGCUGUCGUCGGAGAAAAUGGGAACCCCUCAACGCUGCCCGUGGUACUUAAGUAGUCUAUAAAAAGUUUUGCCGCUUUCAAGAUACUACUAGUGAUUUACGGAAAAUAACUUUUACAACAUAACAUUUUAUAAGAUAUUUAAUUGUUGUUUUGAAAAAACCCCUAUGGUAAUGGGGAAAAAAAAUUAACGUCGAUCAUCAAAAAAAAAAUACACAAUGCCGCGGCAGUUUUUUAACCGAUUGAGAUAUAAUACAUAGUCGUUUUUAUUAUAUAACUUCUACUACGUUCUAUUGAAUUUAAAAUUUUUAUAUGAUAUUUAUUUAGUAACAUUUUGUACACUUUUAUACAUUUUUUUAUUAUUGUUCAUUUUUCUUAAAUAUUAUAGAAUAAAAUAUAAUCAAAAUAUGCAAAUUCUUCAAAUUAUUAACCUAUCUUUAUAGAUAGAGUAAUCGUGUAUGUUUAGCAGUAGAAUAAACUUUGUAAUUCAAGAAUAUUUGAGGCUGUAAUGCGAGGACAAAAAUAAAAUUAAAAAAAAUAAACAUUUUGGUUAAUUGUAUAAUACAUUAAGUACUAACAUGAACAAAACAAGAUUUUAACAUUUUAAUGAGCCAUUUCAUUUAUGACCUUUUUGUUGUAGUCACUUUUUUUAAAAAGGGGUCCUAUACAAAAUUGUAUCCACUCUAUGCAUUUUGUUUUGCUCAUAAUUUUCUUCCAUAUAGACGUUCUGCUUAUGUUAAUUAAAUUGGUAUGAUCAUUAACAUGUUAUAAUCAUUUUAUUGUAAUUGUCCCAUAAAACCGGGGGACGCUAAAC